Molecule: messenger RNA, 403 nt
Organism: Chironomus riparius
Lineage: Eukaryota; Metazoa; Arthropoda; Insecta; Diptera; Chironomidae
Source: the annotation of a GenBank genome assembly
GCAUCUCAAAGCAUCAGCUUCUCCAGUCAAACUAGAAAAUUUCAAAAACCAUUCAAAAUGUUCAAAAUUGCCAUUGUUGUUCUUGCUGUCGUUGCAUGUGUUUUGGCUUCACCAGCUCCUGAACCAAAUCCACAAUACGUUUAUACAUCAAACUAUGGAUAUCCAGCUGCAUAUUCUUAUGCAAAUGUUGUUCGUGCUGCACCAUACACUUAUGCACGUCUCGGAUAUCCAUAUUACAACACCUAUCCAUAUAAUUCAUAUGCUUACGUUGGUUAAAUGUCAGAAAUGUUCAACUUUAAUUUUCAAAUAAAUAAAAAUUGAACGUUUAGAAGAAAAUAUAAGCUUUUAUUUUUGAAAAAGCUUUUUAAAAGCUUUCGAGCUUUAUGCUUUCGUUAAGUUUUUA